Ipomoea triloba (trilobed morning glory) is the source of this 1671-nucleotide messenger RNA. Its product is annotated as acid beta-fructofuranosidase 2, vacuolar-like. Bases 16 to 1671 code for a protein of 551 amino acids. Lineage: Eukaryota; Viridiplantae; Streptophyta; Magnoliopsida; Solanales; Convolvulaceae. Gene Ontology annotation, molecular function: hydrolase activity, hydrolyzing O-glycosyl compounds. The transcript is spliced from 8 exons. Gene Ontology annotation, biological process: carbohydrate metabolic process. The record is from RefSeq and is a predicted model, not a curated record.
AUAUGGACUGAUGACAUGCUGAGUUGGCAAAGAACUGCCUUCCAUUUUCAGCCUAUGAAAAAUUGGAUGAAUGAUCCUAAUGGUCCAUUAUUCUACAAGGGAUGGUAUCAUCUUUUCUAUCAAUACAACCCGGAGUCGGCGGUAUGGGGGAACAUUGUAUGGGGGCAUGCGGUGUCACGUGACUUGAUCCACUGGCGCCACCUUCCCAUUGCCAUGGUUCCCGACCACUGGUACGACGCCAACGGCGUCUGGACCGGCUCCGCCACCUUCCUCCCCGACGGCCAGCUUCUCAUGCUCUACACCGGAGCAACCAACGACUAUGUACAGGUUCAAAAUCUAGCGUACCCGGAAGAUCUAUCCGACCCGCUUUUGCUCAAAUGGGUCAAGUAUGAGGGUAACCCGGUCCUUGUUCCGCCCUCGGGAAUCGGGUCCCGGGAUUUCCGUGAUCCCACAACUGCCUGGUACAGUGAAGCCCAGGGCAGGUGGCACAUCAUGAUUGGUUCCAAGAUUAACAGGACUGGGAUCACCAUGGUUUUUGACACCGAGGACUUCAAGCACUUCAGGCUGGUAAACGGGUUGGCCCAUGGAGUUGCGGGUACGGGUAUGUGGGAGUGUGUGGAUUUUUACCCAGUUUCGACCACCGAAGGGAUCGGGCUCGACACCUCGUACGUUGGGCCCAACAUAAAGCAUGUUUUGAAGACCAGCCUUGAUGAUGACCGGAAUGACUAUUAUGCCCUUGGAACGUACCAGGAGCCGGGCGAGAAAUGGAGGCCCGAUGAUCCCACCAUCGACGCCGGCAUCGGGUUAAGAUAUGAUUAUGGAACAUAUUAUGCCUCUAAAUCAUUCUAUGAUCCAUCAAAGAAGAGGAGAGUUAAUUGGGGUUGGAUUACUGAAAUUGACAGUGAAACUUCUGAUUUACAAAAGGGUUGGGCUUCACUUCAGGGCAUACCAAGGACCAUAUUGUUUGACAACAAAACCGGCACCAACCUCAUACAAUGGCCAGUGGAGGAGGUUGAGAAGCUAAGAGGUCAAAGAUCCAAAUUUGAGAAGGUGGAGGUGAAACCAGGUUCGGUUGUACAACUUGACGUGGGAAAGGCGGAUGAGUUGGAUAUCGUGGCGGAGUUUGAAGUUGAAAAGGAUGCAUUUGAAAAAGCAGUAGGAAGUGACAUCCCAUAUAGUUGCGCAGCCGGAGCUGCCCAACGCGGUGUUUUAGGGCCGUUUGGCUUGCUUGUUAUUGCUAAGGAUGAUUUUUCCGAGCACACUCCGAUCUACUUCUACAUUGCCAAGGAUACAAAAGGAAAUUUCAAAACUUUCUUCUGUGCUGAUCACUUAAGGUCAUCCCUGGCCAACGAUGUAAGAAAGAUAACCUAUGGUAGCACAGUUUCUGUCCUCGACGGUGAAAAUUUCUCAGUGCGAAUAUUGGUGGAUCAUUCAAUAGUGGAGAGCUUUGGUCAAGGUGGAAGGACAUGCAUAACAUCAAGAAUCUAUCCAACUAGUGCAGUUGGUGAAGAUGCAAAGGUGUUUGUGUUCAACAAUGCAACGGAUGCCACCAUUACCGCAUCGGUUGAGAUCUGGCAAAUGUCUGAAAUGGAUUCUGCUGCUCCUCACAACUUCAACAACUGGGGAACUUGUACCUACAUCAUCUUCAUCGUCUUCUUCUUCCUCUUGUAG